Messenger RNA from Colletotrichum phormii, 446 nucleotides. RefSeq lists its product as uncharacterized. The coding region runs from base 142 to 360 and encodes 72 amino acids. The record is from RefSeq and is a predicted model, not a curated record. The transcript has a single exon. NCBI's taxonomy places the organism in Eukaryota, Fungi, Ascomycota, Sordariomycetes, Glomerellales, Glomerellaceae.
GCGCGAUUGUGUUUGGGGCGCCACAGUGGCGGUUGAGGCGAACGAUGUUUUUUUGGUUUUGGUGUCGUUGUGGUAAAGUAAGAAUCUGCGCCUACCGCGUGCGCGCGCGCGCCGAACUACGCGAUACGGCAAUCUGUACUCAUGCAGCAUGCGCUUCGCGGCAUCUGUUAUCCGAUCGUUGCCAGUGCCUGUCUUAAUUUCGGAGCCUGCCUAGUCUGUCCAUCAAGCAUGUCUUGUGAUUCCGGACGGUUAGAUGUCAUGGGCGUCAUACGUGGUGGUGGCCGCGCUGAUCACUUCAGGCCGCGGAGUGUGGUCCGAAGUCUCCUCUUCCUCACCCAACCGCAUUCCCGUUACGUGUGACGGCGCCAGGUCUGAGAGGAAAUAAAGUACGGAUACGUCCACUUUCCCACCCCGUCUGAGAGUAGGAGAAAAGUCUCUCUCACAGA